GUUGGGGGGGUCCACCUGACUGUCUAGCUGCCUGUCUGUGUGUCUGUCUGCCGGGCACCAGCCCAUCGCUGGCAGGAACUCCACCCGCCGGCACUGGGCAGGAGUCACUCUGGAGAGAGCGCGGCCCCGCGGCGGUAGGAUGGGGAACGCUGCGGGCAGCCUGGAGGUGUCACCGGGGGCCAAGGAGGGUAGGAGCGGCCAGACCCCCGCCUCAACGCCCCCCACAGCCACUGCCAGCCCCCAACGCCACUCCCGGCCCAGCACCGAGCAGGAGCUGGAGGAGAGGUUCUCACAUGUUCUGAACUGCAUGAACCUGCCACCUGAGAAGGUGUCUUUACUGAACCAGUACGAUAGUGAGAAGAAAUGGGACCUUAUCUGCGAUCAGGAGAGGUUCCAGGUCCGGAGCCCGCCGUCUGUCUACAUCCAGAAACUGCGCGGCUUCCUGGACCAGGGAGGGGUCAGCAGGAAGUUCAAGAGACGGAUCCAGGAGUCGGCACAGGUGCUGAGGGAGCUGGAGAUCUCACUGCGAACAAACCACAUCGGAUGGGUGCAGGAAUUCCUGAACGAUGACAACAAGGGGCUUGACGUGCUGGUCGACUACCUCGCCUUCACACAGUCAGCAGUCACAUCUUUUAAAGAAACUGCAUGGAAUUUUGUGCGGAGUUUGAGUUAUGUGGAAAGGCACAGCUCGGAGAGCACGGACAAUGGCAGCGUGGCUCCCGACAGGAGCAAACCCCUGGAGCAGUCGCUGGAGGAUCUGAGCAAAGAAUCGUCGCCAACACAGGGCUCGUCCCGGGCUGGGCGGCACCUCACCGUGCGGCAUCAUACUGGCCACGGCAGGAAGACCAUUCGCUCCUCACGGAUGUUCAGCCAGAAGGACGAUGUCCACGUGUGCAUCAUGUGUCUGAGAGCCAUCAUGAACUACCAGUCCGGCUUUAACCUGGUGAUGCAGCACCAUCACUGUGUAAACGAGAUCACACUCAGCCUCAACAACUGGAGUGCCAGGACGAAGGCGCUGGUGCUGGAGCUGCUCGCAGCCGUCUGCCUGGUGCGAGGGGGACACGACAUCAUCAUGUCAGCGUUCGACAACUUCCAAAUGGUGUGUGGGGAGAAGCGACCGUUCGAGAAGCUGAUGGAGUAUUUCCAGAAUGAGGAUGGCAGCAUUGAUUUCAUGGUGGCCUGUAUGCAGUUUAUUAACAUUGUGGUCCACUCUGUGGAGGAUAUGAAUUUCCGGGUGCACCUGCAGUUUGUGUUCACAGCCCUGGGUCUGGACAAAUAUCUGGAGACGCUGAGGGAGACGGAGAGUGAGCGGCUGCUGGUACAGAUCCAGGCGUACCUGGACAAUGUGUUCGACGUGGGGGCGCUGCUGGAGGAAGCUGAGAACAAGAACACCUUCCUCGAGCACAUCCAGGAGCUACAGCAACAGGUGGCACAGCUGACCGAGAAGCUGCAGGAAAGCGAGAACGACACCAUGAGCAAAGUGGCCGAACUGGAGAAACAGCUGAUGCAGGCACAACGAGAGGCCGAGCAACAGCGGGAGAGUGCCCGGGAUUCGGGGGCACGGCUGACCGCGCUGCAGGAGAGUGUGGCUACCGGCGAGCGCACGGCUCAGCACCCCUCGGGCCUGGAACAGUCGGUGCUGGAGCUGGAGGAGCAGGGCCUGAUCCGCACCCGGAGAAGAAAGGACGGCAGCCUCGCCAUCGAGAUCGUGCCCCCGGUCACCGUCACCUCACCACUACCCGACACAGCCUCCGCACCCUCGGCCCCCGCUCGCCAGGGAGGGGCCGGCAGCACGGAAACCGAUCGGACGAGAGUGGAAGCCCCGGCCCUGCCCCCAACCCACUCCGCGGCACCAAGCAGCAGCAGCCCCCCUCCCCCUCCCCCUCCCCCACUGCUUCCCGAGACCACGUCAGAUACAGCCCCCCCAGCUACAGGUACCCCGGCCCCACCACCUCCCCCUCCCCCACCGCCCCCCUGCGCAGCUCCGACCCCCGGAGGCCCACCACCCCCACCUCCCCCCCCACCACCAGCAGGAGUCCCACCCCCACCCCCACCCCCACCUGGUCCGGGCUCGGGUCAGGCUCGCACGUUCCAGUCCGUGGCCGCCAGCGUGACCUCAGCCAUCCGGAUGAGGUCCCCGAUUCAGACGAAGUUCCGGAUGCCGCUUCUGAACUGGGCUUCGCUGCAGCCCAACCAGAUCACCGGCACCGUCUUCACCGAGCUCAACGACGAGAAGCUUCUGCAGGAGCUGAACAUGGCAGAUUUUGAGGAGCGCUUUCAAACCAAGGCCCAGAAGUCGGCCGUGGACAUCAACACCAUCAAGGCCAAAGCAGCUCAGAAAUGCCAGAACAAAGUCAGUCUGAUCGAGGGUAACCGCGCCAAGAACCUGGCCAUCACCCUGCGCAAGGGGGGCCUGAACACCGAGGCCAUGUGCCAGGCCAUCGACAGCUUUGACCUGCAGUCGCUGAGCCUGGACUUCCUGGAGUUGCUGACGCGCUUUGUGCCCACGGAGUGCGAGCGGAAGGUCCUGGAGAGGUACGAGGCGGAGGGGCGGCCACUGGCAGAGCUGGGGGAGGAGGAUCGCUUCAUGAUCAAAUUCAGUAAAAUCCCGCGGCUCGACAAGCGCAUGGACACCAUGAUCUUCAUGGGCAACUUCAGCGACACCGCCCAACGGCUCACCCCGCAACUGAACGCUGUCAUCGCUGCCUCAAUGUCUAUCAAAUCGUCCACCAAACUGAAGAAGAUCCUGGAGAUUAUCCUGGCAUUCGGCAACUACAUGAACAGCAGCAAGAAAGGCAUGGCGUACGGUUUCCGUCUGAAGAGUCUCGACCAGCUGCUGGAGACCAAGUCCACGGACCGUAAACAGACGCUGAUGAGCUACAUGGUGGACAUUGUGAACGAGCGAUACCCAGAGCUCAGCAACUUCCACACCGACCUGCUCUUCUUGGACAAGGCAGCGGCCGUCUCCCUGGACAGUGUGGUGCAGGACGUGCGGGGGCUGGAGCGGGGAAUGGAGCUGGCUCGCAAGGAGAUCCUGGUGCAGGACAGCAUGAUCUUGAAGGAAUUCCUGAGCAGCAACAAUGAGAAACUGGAGCAACUGCAGAGAGACAGCACCAGCGCCCAGGAGGCCUACAGUUCGGUGGUGGAGUACUUUGGUGAGAAUGUGAAGACCACACAGCCGUCUACGUUCUUCCAGCUUUUCACACGGUUCAUCAAAGCCUACAAGCAAACAGAGCAGGAUAACCAGAAUCGACAGAGAGAGGAGGCAGCGCAGGAGGCUCCGGUCACCGACCUGACUAACGCCAGCCCCCAGGACAAGAAGCCUCCAGCCCAGAAGAAGCCACCGUUCCUGGACCUGAUGGCGGAGCUGAAGAAGAAACAGAAUAAAGAGAGGAUCAUUUACGACGGCAAGGACGGGGCCAUCGAGGACAUCAUCACCGAUUUGAGGAACCAGCCAUACCGCCCUGGGGACGCCAUGAGACGCAGCGCCCGCAAGCGAGUGGAUGAGCAGACUCUGCGGGUGUCAGGGGAGGUGUCGCUAUAGCUGGCUCUGUCCCCGGCACAGCCCAGACCCUCACUCAGACACCAAAACCCCCAAUCAUGGCACAGUCUGCUCAGAACCCUCUGGGAGACGAGGUUUGCAUUGGGAGGACAGGUUGGCGAUAUUGACUGGAAAUUCCCCAGGGUGUGAUGGCAGAGAGUGAAGCUCAGAUCAGGUCCCCCUGACUCCCGCUCGCCUCCCCCCCACCCACCAA
Molecule: messenger RNA, 3755 nt
Organism: Callorhinchus milii (elephant shark)
Lineage: Eukaryota; Metazoa; Chordata; Chondrichthyes; Chimaeriformes; Callorhinchidae
Gene: fmnl1a
Product: formin-like 1a
Biological process (GO): regulation of cell shape; cell migration; cortical actin cytoskeleton organization
Cellular component (GO): cytosol
Molecular function (GO): actin filament binding; small GTPase binding
Source: RefSeq, a predicted model, not a curated record